CUCUCUUUUUCUCUCUCUCAGACUCAGAACUCACAAAAUCUGCUCCAGAGUCUUCCUCAGAAACGAAGAUGAUUGCAACACUCAAAGCCGAAGAUCAAGGCCAGUUACAGCUCAUGGAGCGCGAAGAAAUCGAUGACGAAGAAGAUUUGUUUGAAGCGAUCGACAAAUUGAUUGCUCAGGGAAUCAAUUCCGGAGAUGUGAAGAAGCUUCAAGAUGCAGGGAUCUACACCUGCAAUGGCUUAAUGAUGCAUACAAAGAAGCACCUGACUGGAAUCAAAGGCUUAUCUGAGGCCAAAGUUGACAAAAUCUGUGAAGCCGCUGAGAAGAUUGUGAAUUAUGGUUAUAUUACUGGAAGCGAUGCUCUUCUCAAAAGAAAGGCAGUGGUCCGCAUUACAACUGGAAGCCAAGCCUUAGAUGAACUCUUAGGCGGUGGAAUUGAAACAAUGGCGAUUACUGAAUCUUUUGGAGAAUUUCGGUCUGGGAAAACACAGCUUGCACAUACUCUAUGCGUUUCUACCCAGCUUCCUACCAACAUGAGGGGAGGAAAUGGAAAGGUUGCUUACAUUGAUACUGAGGGAACUUUCCGACCUGAUCGAAUUGUACCCAUAGCUGAAAGAUUUGGCAUGGAUCCAGGAUCUGUCCUGGACAAUAUCAUUUAUGCACGUGCAUAUACAUACGAGCAUCAGUACAACCUGCUUCUUGGUUUGGCUGCAAAGAUGGCUGAAGAACCAUUUAGACUUCUGAUUGUGGAUUCAGUGAUUGCACUCUUUCGAGUGGAUUUCACAGGACGAGGAGAACUUGCAGAGCGCCAGCAAAAGUUGGCACAGAUGCUCUCCAGAUUAACAAAGAUAGCCGAGGAAUUUAAUGUUGCCGUCUACAUGACCAAUCAAGUCAUAGCUGACCCAGGAGGUGGAAUGUUCAUAUCGGAUCCAAAGAAACCAGCGGGUGGGCAUGUGCUUGCUCAUGCGGCUACAAUAAGACUGAUGUUCAGGAAAGGCAAAGGUGAACAGCGUGUCUGCAAGGUGUUUGAUGCCCCAAAUCUGCCCGAGGCUGAAGCUGUAUUUCAGAUAACACCAGGGGGCAUUGCAGAUGCGAAGGACUAAGCUUACGGCCCUUCUGCAGCUCUAAAAGUGGCAAUAUGGUGGAAUAUACAUUUUCCUAAUAUCUACUUACUGUAGUUUACUUUAAAGUUGUAAAUCAUGAAUGCUAUAACCUGUUGGCUCUAAAAGUGGCAAUAUAGUGGAAUAUACAUUUUCCUAAUAUCUACUUACUAUAGUUUACUUUAAAGUUGUAAAUC
This is a messenger RNA of Quercus lobata, 1297 nucleotides long. RefSeq names its product DNA repair (Rad51) family protein (gene DMC1). Gene Ontology annotation, molecular function: DNA strand exchange activity; ATP binding; double-stranded DNA binding. The coding region runs from base 69 to 1103 and encodes 344 amino acids. Gene Ontology annotation, biological process: DNA repair; DNA strand invasion; mitotic recombination. The transcript is spliced from 15 exons. Lineage: Eukaryota; Viridiplantae; Streptophyta; Magnoliopsida; Fagales; Fagaceae. Gene Ontology annotation, cellular component: nucleus; condensed nuclear chromosome. The record is from RefSeq and is a predicted model, not a curated record.